This is a messenger RNA of Psilocybe cubensis, 1182 nucleotides long. RefSeq lists its product as uncharacterized. The transcript is spliced from 4 exons. Bases 1 to 1182 code for a protein of 393 amino acids. NCBI's taxonomy places the organism in Eukaryota, Fungi, Basidiomycota, Agaricomycetes, Agaricales, Agrocybaceae. The record is from RefSeq and is a predicted model, not a curated record.
AUGUCGAGUGCUUUCACUGGUGCCUAUAACUCUCCAUACAACCAAAACCUUGGUUCUUUUCGGUUUGAACCGACCUCUUCAUACCUUUCUUCUAAUGAACAACUUGCGUCUUCCUCCUCGGCUGCGCCAGCGUCCACCUGGCAUCGGGUUGUUCACCCAGCAGCCAACGCUAUUGAAACAAAGUCUACUCAGAAACCAAAGAUUAUCAAACAUACACCGGAAGAACUAGAACACAUGAAUGAGACUUUAAAUCGGUUUCGAAAUCGCCUCCUCCAGGAUCAAGCUCAUGUCACCCGCCCUGAUGUGGACUCACCGUUCAUUGACGAAGUGGAUAUAAUUAACCGUUUACUUCCGUACCAUUUAUUUCAACAUCCCAAGGAUGACCUAGACGUUGUGAUUGAUCGUAAAGGGAAGGAGAAAGCUCACAAUUUGAACUGGAUGGACGAAAUACAGGAGACUAAACUAGCAUUGGAAUGUGCCAAGAGAUGUGAAGCUAUUCGAGAUCGCUGGCGCAAGCUCAAAAUUCGCUCUGGUCAGCGGUCAUCACCCGAUGACCAAUCUUAUUAUCUUGCCCAAGUUAUUUUGGACGCCGAAAGGGCAGAAAACGCAUGGUUAGGAAACGAAUUGCGUUCAGCAAGAACCGAAGCUGAGCGGAUAGAAAGAGAAAAACGGGCCAAUAACAACAUGACACGCAUGUCGCAUUUCAGUGCGACGCCACAGACGCCUAUGCCAGCCGUGCAGGCGCAAUAUUACCGUGGAUACCCUUACGCAUACACCCAGGCGUAUGGUAGCAGUGCAACACCUCCAACUGUUUCUACAUUUUCUGUCGCGGGCCCCACUCCAUCAAAUUACACUCCAUCGCAGGCAAGUGCUGCUAUUCCGGUUCAAUUACCUGUGGCAUCCCUACCGGCCCUCCAUGCAUUAGGCAUAGUACCAGUCCCGGCUGCGUCCUUGCCACCUGAAGGCCAUCAUCAAACCCCUGCUGUAUUGCGAGGGUCUACGGCCAACGGUACAAUAUUAAGCCUCGAGAUCAACGUGUCAUUACUACAAAGUACUCAGAUGAGUGGAUUGGCUAUGGUCUUGAAUUCUUUAGUUACACGGAACAACGCUGCAAAUUCGGCCCGUAGUGGUAGUCCAAGCGCCUCAAAUCAAGUGGAUUCUGCAAAUUUAAUGUCGAAGUAG